Molecule: messenger RNA, 1587 nt
Organism: Colletotrichum acutatum
Lineage: Eukaryota; Fungi; Ascomycota; Sordariomycetes; Glomerellales; Glomerellaceae
Exons: 2
Coding region: 319-1329 (336 amino acids)
Source: RefSeq, a predicted model, not a curated record
CGAGCGACAUUCGCUUAAACCACAAGGGAUCCUCAAACCUUGACCCAAACUUACACGAGGGCAAGGGCGGGUUUUGUGGCAAUGUGGAAGUAAACAAGCACUUUCCUAAAGGCUGAGACUAUAGCGUAGCUUGCUAGUACUUUCAUCGUUUGGAGCAUCCCCUUUUAAGUUGUUCGUUGUCGUCACAUCAAGUUCCUGCAAGCUCAACUCUACCUUUGGAAGGCUUCAUGCAAUCCCUACAUGUAGCCUUCAGGUUCCAGGAGGGAUUCUUUGCCAAAACAGCACAGCGGUCUAGCAGGCUUCCCCCAGAGUCGAGCGAUGAUGCAGCCACCGAUAGCCGAGGGCAAUGCGCCAAUUACGCGAAACGAAGAGGCCAAAAAGGUCCAAGACGCAAUCAACACUCUCUUGAAAGCCGCGCAAGCAACACAUGAGCCGUCUGAGAAGAUACCCGAUAGCCCAAGUGAUGCUUCGCGAUUCACCAGAGACGACAUGGAUGAGACCGAGCUUAACAGCGAAUUUGCAUGGGACAUUGCUACCAAACUCCACGCGAAGAAUUUUGUAAGGCUGGUGUCUAGGAAACCGCCGGUCCUGCACACCAUUUACCGUCUUCUCAACAAAUUGCAAAUGGGUGAUUGGGGGUACCGCGUCAAUAUUGCAGAGAUGCAGCGCAUGCAUCUGCGAGCUCUGCAAGUCGGCCUCGUUGAUAAGGCAGUCGAGAUGCAAGUCCGGGGUAAUGCAAUGGAGCCAGAAGCCAUUGCAAAAGAUGGCAAACUCCUAGCAGGUCUGCUUAGAGAAUACACUCAAGCUGUACAAGACUAUGAGUACAUGACAAAAGUCUCUCAGCAACCAUUCGACUUUUUCGUCGCGUCGAGUGAACGCUACCAAGAUAGCUACGUUCUCGACAAGGUGAUGCGGAAGAACAGAGUAGGAGCUAGAGACUUCGCCGAUCCGCCGCGAAUGACGUACGAGUCCAUGAAGUUCCAUGCUCUGCCGACUGGGCCGUGGGGCAAUGAAGAGAACCCGGAGCCUCUUGGCGGGACAAGGAACGCAUCGGCCAAGGCAGUGCUUCGUCGCAACUUUUGGUGGAAGAUUAUGGGCGCAGUGGUUGGAGGGGCUUUCCUUGUCGGCCCUAUGUGGCUGCUAGUACUUCAACGAGACUUGUAUCUUAACCUCGGAGUUGCUACGGCGUUCACUUUUGCUUUCGGAUUUCUCAUUGUUGGGUGUGUUGAUCAACUGGAUCAAGUCUUCGCGUCUACUCUUGCAUAUGCUGCGGUCUUGAUGGUGUUCGUUGGAGUCAUGUUUGACAAGCAGUUUCCUGAAGGAGCAUGAGCAAGGAUUUCGAUGGAUCUUUGAUGGCCGAAAGAUACCAUUGCUCAGAAUUUCUAAAGCAGUCGAGAAUGUCUGGUGUCAUGGCAAGACCUCCAGGGGGGUACGAACCACUGAAUCGUGCCCCGAAGCAGGACACACUUGUAAUGAAUACACGGUAAGAUGGCCAGCGGUCCCCGGGAAAUCCGUUGUCUCAAAGCAUCUGGUAGUAUUCUCGGCUCGAUUGCAUACUGGUGAACUUUUGCAUAUCAAUGAAUCGGG